CACGCGCCUGCUAGAUAUUCAUUCUCGUUUUUUUUCCAAACGGUCAAUGCUAAGAAUACAAGAAGAAGAAGUAGGGGUCCACGCAUAGUCUACCACCGCAAGAGUGGGGUCCCAAAUAUCCAUCGACCGACUAUAAAAGUAAACUAGUGUAAGUGAACCCAUAUCAGUUUUUUUAAAACCCGCUCCGACAUGAUUUCCAAGUGCUUAGUGCUCGCUUUAAUCGCUCACGUGACACUCGCUCGUACCACCGCGGGUACUACUCAAAACGACGUCCACGAGACCGCUAGAUCAGACAGUACCUCGUACCUUAGUGACCUCAAGUACGUUUACAAAGUGUAUCAGGAAUGCGCCGCCACAGACACCAUGUCCUGCUUGAAGCUGAAGCUGGUCGCCGCUAUGGACAGAGCAGCUAGGUCCUACAGCAACGUGCCCAUAUUCGAAGGAGUUAGCUUCGUCAAGGAUCCUAAAGCUGUGACACCUGAGGAGCCAAUCAAAAGUGAAGCUGAGCUGGAAGCUACCCUUCCCAGGUCCCUGGACGAGAAGUCCACAGCUUUGGACUCUAUCAUAGCUGAGAAAGUCUCCAACUUCAUUGGUACCCAUACCCUACAAAUCAAACUCCCUAGUUCUUCUGACCUAAAGCGAUCAUUCGAAGAAGAGGGACGUAAACGUAAAGGAGGCAAGAAAGGAGGAUCUUCCGGGUUGCUGCUUUUACCCCUGAUUCUUGGAGGAACUUUGAUCCCCUUGGCUCUUGGUGCUUUGGCUCUGCUUGCUGGGAAGGCGCUGAUAGUUUCGAAGUUGGCUCUGGUUCUGGCUGGUAUUAUUGGGAUCAAGAAGCUGCUUUCUGGAGGUGGAAGUAGCGGACAUGAUGCUAGUCACGUGGAGGUUUACGGAGGUGGACAUUCCGGUUCGGGAUGGGGAAGGUCCUACGAGAAAGAGGAGGCUCAGAAGUUGGCGUACAGUGCGUACGAACCCAAAUCGAGUUGAAGGAAGAUAGCAUAAUUUUUUUAAGUAAUUUAUUUAAUUUAUUUUUCCG
Messenger RNA from Phaedon cochleariae (mustard beetle), 1033 nucleotides. NCBI's taxonomy places the organism in Eukaryota, Metazoa, Arthropoda, Insecta, Coleoptera, Chrysomelidae. The record is from the annotation of a GenBank genome assembly.